Taeniopygia guttata (zebra finch) is the source of this 720-nucleotide messenger RNA. RefSeq names its product diazepam binding inhibitor, acyl-CoA binding protein (gene DBI). Gene Ontology annotation, molecular function: fatty-acyl-CoA binding. Gene Ontology annotation, biological process: fatty acid metabolic process. The record is from RefSeq and is a predicted model, not a curated record. Lineage: Eukaryota; Metazoa; Chordata; Aves; Passeriformes; Estrildidae.
CCUCAUGCCCUAGUGAAUGGGAGGCACCCACACCGCCUCCCAUUGGCUCCUUGCCCGCCCUGCGCCCGCCCCUGGCCCGCGCUGAUUGGUGCCCGCGGGGCCCGAGGCGCUGCGAUUGGCCGGCGGCCAGUCUGGCGAGGGGUGAGGCGGACGCGCGGCGGGGGCGACGAGGCAGAAGCGGCGGGGCCGGGAGCGCGCAGGGGGCGCAGCGAUGAGCGAGGUGCGGGGGGCGGCGCGAUGAGCGAGGCCGCGUUCCAGAAGGCUGCCGAGGAGGUGAAGCAGCUGAAGUCGCAGCCCACGGACCAGGAGAUGCUGGCGGUCUACAGCCACUACAAGCAGGCCACGGUGGGCGACGUGAACACGGAGCGCCCUGGUAUGCUGGACUUCAAAGGCAAAGCAAAGUGGGAUGCCUGGAGUGCAUUGAAAGGAAUGUCCAAAGAAGAUGCAAUGAAAGCUUACAUAGCAAAAGUGGAAGAACUAAAGGGCAAAUACGGCAUCUAAGGACUGGAUAAAUCAGCUACAUGCACGCCUGAAACCUGCCUUAUUUCUAAUGUGGAAAAGUGGUUUCUAAGAGUAACCUUAGAUACCUAGUAUGUCAUAGUCGGUUCUCCUCAUGCCUGUAGCUCAGGAGAAAUAAUGUACCUGGCUAAUGUACUGACACGGUAUAAAUUCCUUCUGGGAACAAAAUCUGGAACUCAUUAAAGUGCGUUUGGUACUUUA